CCCACCUCCAUCUAACGAUAAGGUGCUUAGCCGCACCAUGCUUGACGGGGCGUGGGCGUUGGAGCUAAAACCCGUCCGUCCCAUGGGCUGCUCAUCCCGGCCAAUCGACCAAGGGCCAUGCCUUGCUUGUGAAGGAGAGACAUUGGCGGGUGGCCACUCAGCAGACGAUGUUUCGUUCCUGAUCGUAGCAUUUGACGCAGUGAGUGGGAUAGAGGAGACAAGAAAACAAAACGGCGACUCGCUCCAAGUUCCCAAGUCCCAAGGUUGCAACCAGGGCCGCCAACCAGUCAGGGCCGCCGAGAUGCCCUCGACUUUUCCAGUCGUUGAGAUGGCGGAGGACAACGAUGUUCGCCUGUGGAACCGCGGGCUGCCACCGAACGGUUCCAUUCAGCAGGCUAAAUAA
Molecule: messenger RNA, 403 nt
Organism: Blastomyces dermatitidis ER-3
Lineage: Eukaryota; Fungi; Ascomycota; Eurotiomycetes; Onygenales; Ajellomycetaceae
Exons: 3
Coding region: 38-403 (121 amino acids)
Source: RefSeq, a predicted model, not a curated record